Penicillium soppii is the source of this 984-nucleotide messenger RNA. Its product is annotated as putative mitochondrial carrier protein. The transcript is spliced from 6 exons. NCBI's taxonomy places the organism in Eukaryota, Fungi, Ascomycota, Eurotiomycetes, Eurotiales, Aspergillaceae. Gene Ontology annotation, molecular function: transmembrane transporter activity. The coding region runs from base 1 to 984 and encodes 327 amino acids. The record is from RefSeq and is a predicted model, not a curated record. Gene Ontology annotation, biological process: transmembrane transport.
AUGCCAGACCGCGCUUGGAAUAUGGAUGAUGCAACGCGCAAUCGACUUCUCAAAAAGUACAAAACACAGGUAGCCUCGGCAACGUCAACCGUUUGCGCGACGCUCUCGGUGACCCCUUUGGAGAAUAUCAAGACUCGAAUGCAGACACACAACUUUAAGAAUGUCUGGCAAUGUGUUCGCUAUCUCUGGCGCACCGAAGGGCCUCGGGGUUAUGUAGCUGGUGCGCUUCCACCUUUGGCAAGUGUAACGGCGGUCCGGGUCGUCAAUUUUACCACAUACAACGCCUUCAAGGAAAUCAUUUCAGAUAAUGUCGAACGCGCCACUGGGUUCAACCCCCUCACCGAUUAUCAACGGGCUGGGAGCAUGCCCUCCGUGUCGGGGGUGAUGACCUUUACUGCCGCAGGCAUGAUCGCUGGUUUGGUAUCCUCGCCUCUUGCUUGUCCUUUCGAAUUAGCGAAGAACGUCGUUCAGACUUCCGUUUUGGUAUCAAAUCGCGCAAUGGCUGCUCCAGAUGCUGCGCGGGACAGUUCCCUGCGCCACAAGCCCCGUCUGGGUACCAUUGAAGCCAUCAAUCAGAUUGUCAAGCGACAUGGACUCCGAGGUCUAUAUACCGGCUUCCGCCUACAUGCUAUGCGUGAUACGCUGGGCACCGGUGUUUAUUUUAGCGUCUAUGAGACCGCAAAGCAAGUAGCGGCGAAGGAGUUGGGCCAGGACAAGAAUCCAUUUGGAGCCCCAAUGAUUGCCGGUGCAAUUUGCAGCACUGUACCUUGGUUCUGCACGUACCCCCUCGAUACCCGCAAGACUCGUGCCCAAAGUGUUCUGCUUGGAAAAACCAGCGAGAUUGGCCAGGCUUCACAAGCCGUCGCCAAAUCCAGCAUGUACAAGGGUUUGUCUAUCAUUCUCAUCCGGACCGGCGUCAACAACAUGAUUUUGCUCAGCAUUUUUGAAUAUAUUAAGAUGCGAAUUGAUGAGCUUCCGAAUUAA